Messenger RNA from Diversispora eburnea, 3907 nucleotides. The record is from the annotation of a GenBank genome assembly. NCBI's taxonomy places the organism in Eukaryota, Fungi, Glomeromycota, Glomeromycetes, Diversisporales, Diversisporaceae.
AUGGUCAAUCCAGAACUUUGGAAAGAAGAGAUAGUCCAAGAAAUACGAUCAUAUCAACAGUACCAACGAGUACAGGAUGUGUCAUCAGAUAAUCAAGUUAUAAAAAGUGCUGAAAAUGAACCUUUUAUUGAGGAGGGAAAAUUAGAAGGGAUUGAUUCUCAAAUUCAUGCGGAUUCAGGAUAUAUACAAAGUUAUCGUCCUCGUCCUAAUGAAAAUGAACAAAUUGAAGAAAAUCAAAUACUUCAAGGGAGGGUUCAUAAUAAUGAUAAUGAUAAUUUUAGAAAUUUGAGUGGAGGAAUUCCAAUUGAAACAAUUGAAACAAUUGAAACCAAAUUUACUGCUACCAAUAUUACUACUGGUAAAUCUCCAACGCGUGCAAGAUCUCUGGUAAGGCCUGAACGUUCUCGAAAUCCACCUUACCGUCGUAAUACUAGUCAUCGUAAUAUUAAUAGGCAAGGAGAUGAUCCUUUAGACGAACGUAUAAUAAAUGAAGAAUCUCAAAAUUUUUUGAGUAUAUUUCCUGCUGAUGAAAGACGAAAAAUUACUCAUUUACCAAAUGAUAGAAGAGAACCAAAAGCAAAAAGAAAGUGGUAUCAAUGUAAAUUCCCAUCUACUUGGGUAAUGUUUUCAAGAUGUAUUACCUGUUGGGCACCUUCCUCUUUAUUAUCAUGUUUUGGAAUCAAAGAUCGUUCAGUUCAACAAGCAUGGCGAGAAAAGAUCGCUUUAGUGUUUAUCAUUUUGGUUUUAUGUGCUGUUGUUGGAUUCUUAACGUUCGGAUUAAAUCAAGCUUUUUGUAGAUCUCCUCCUACCCGAGUACGUUUUGGUGGUGUGAAUAGAAAUCAAACUGUAAUUCUUGGAAAAGUAUAUGACAUUUCAAAUGCAACUCAUAAACUUUAUUUAAGUUCUAGUAUUAAUAAUAUUGCUAGUGAACGGCUAAAUAAUAACUCAAAUGGUGCUGCAGGACAUGAUUUAACUUUCCUAUUUCAAACUGAAAAUCGUAAUUGUCAAAAGUGGCUUAAAAAACCUUCUACUGAUUUAGAUAGAUCCCGUUAUUUUCCUUGUGUAUCAACUGAUUUACUUUUCCCUGCUACACCAAGUUCUGAUAUUAAUGUGGGCACUGUAGGAUGUCAUAUAAAUGUAAAUUUAAGAAGAUCUUUAAGAACUCAAAAUGUUAAACAAAUUGAAAUGAUAUUAACAUUAAAAAUAAUUAUCUUAUAUCUUAUUUCAUCUAGAAAUGUACUUGAUAUGGAUCGACUGAAAUGGCUGUUUAAGAAUAUUACAUUGGAUAAAAAACUUAAAGACUUUGCUGAUAAUAGAAAAUACAUUGGUCGUGAUAAUACUUAUUAUCUACAAAAACAUAAAGAAAUGGCAAAUUGUUUAGUAUCAACUAUUCGAGUUGGAGUCAUCGAUUUUAGUUCCAUUGGUUGCGUUAUUACAAAUGUGAUAACUUAUAUAUCCUUAAUAGUAAUUGUUGCUGUAGUUUUAGUUAGAUUUUUAUUGGCUGUUUUAUUUGGAUGGGUUUUGAGUUGGAGAUUAGGAAAUUUUCGAGAAGAAACUGCCAAAGAUAGGGCAAAGAGAGAACACGAAAUUGAGAAAUGGGAAAAUGUAAAUAAUCAUUUUUUAAACAAUUCAAGUAAAUCUCGAUAUUCAGCACCUAUUCAUGGCUCCGCCACACCAUAUCGAAGACAAGAUAAUCGUUCAACUAGUCGGCAAUAUAAUUCCGGUCUCCCGGAAUCUGGUGAGAAGAAAUUUCAAAACGGUUCCGCUAGUUCUCUUAUUCACCUUUCAUCAACUAAUAGUUCUUCCGCAGCGAUAACGAAUGAACUCUCUACCGAUUCUCGACCACCAUCGAUCAAUAACGAUGAAAAUUAUCAGAGUCGAGCAAAUUCGCUUUCUUCCACUACCUCCUCUGCAAUUCAAAGUACACCUUAUCAAAAUGAUCAUGUUUUACCUGAACAACGUUUCAAUUUUGCCUUAAUGCACACUAUCAUGUUAGUUACAUGUUACUCUGAAGGAAGACAAGGUUUAAAGACAACAUUGGAUUCUUUGGUUGCCACCGAUUAUCCUAGUUCUCAUAAAAUCAUUAUGUGUAUUGCUGAUGGUCUUAUAUAUGGUGCAGGUAAUGAUUUAUCGACACCCGAAAUAUGUCUUUCAUUGAUGAGUGGUUUUAUUGUACCAAAAGAAGAAGUUCGAGCCCAUUCAUAUGUCGCAAUAGCUGAUGGUAAAAAGCGUCAUAAUAAAGCCAAGGUGUAUGCUGGUUAUUAUAAAUAUCAUGAAAAUGAUGAUUCACUAAAAGUAGUCCGUCGUAUACCUAUGAUUACUUUGGUGAAAUGUGGUGGUCCAGGAGAUGAUGAAAAGAAAGCGGGAAAUCGUGGAAAACGUGAUUCUCAACUUAUUUUAAUGAGUUUCCUACAAAAGGUUAUGUUUGAUGAAAGAAUGACUCCACUUGAAUAUGAAUUCUUUAAUGCUAUUCGAACCGUGAGUGGUGUUACCCCUGAUUGUUUUGAAUUGGUUUUAAUGGUUGAUGCAGAUACCAAAAUUUUCCCUGAUUCAUUAACUCGAAUGGUUGCUUGCAUGUCCCGUGAUCCAGCAGUAAUGGGACUUUGUGGGGAGACAAAGAUUGCCAAUAAAUCUGACACGUGGGUUACAAUGAUUCAAGUUUUUGAAUACUAUAUUUCUCAUCAUAUGCAAAAGGCAUUCGAAUCUAUUUUUGGUGGUGUCACUUGUUUACCUGGUUGUUUUUGCAUGUAUCGUAUAAAGGCUCCUAAAGGUGCUCCCGGAUUUUGGGUACCAAUACUCGCAAAUCCGGAUGUUGUUGAAAAAUACUCUGAAAAUGUUGUUGAUACUCUACACAAAAAAAAUUUAUUACUCCUUGGUGAAGAUCGAUAUCUUACGACUCUUAUGCUUCAAACGUUUACCAAACGUAAAGUGAUGUUUGUUCCUCAAGCCGUUUGCAAAACUAUUGUUCCUGAUACAUUUCUUGUACUUCGAUCUCAACGUCGCCGAUGGAUCAACUCCACAGUGCAUAAUUUAUUAGAACUUGUACUCAUACCUGACUUAUGUGGUACAUUUUGCUUUUCCAUGCAAUUUGUUAUAUUCAUGGAAUUGAUCGGUACAGUUGUACUUCCGGCGGCUAUCUCUUUCACCUUUUACCUUAUCAUUGUUUCUUUCUUUCAACGUCCCGUUCCUUGGGUUCCUCUUUCACUUUUAGCUGUAGUAUUGGGUCUUCCCGCUAUACUCAUUUUAUUGACAACACGUAAACUUAUUUAUGUUGGAUGGAUGAUUGUUUACCUUUUAUCAUUGCCUGUAUGGAAUUUCGUUCUUCCUGUGUACGCGUAUUGGCAUUUUGAUGAUUUUUCAUGGGGUCAAACUCGUGUAGCACAAGGUGAUGAAACCGAUAAAGAUCACUCUAGAAAGGAAGGAGAAUUUGAUAGUUCACAAAUUAUAAUGAAACGAUGGGCAGAAUGGGAACGAGAAAAAAGAUUACACUAUCGAAAUUCACAAAAACAACUAUUACAUUCAUCAAUAAUAUCACCGGAAGAAAUCUAUUCACCAUCAACAAACCAAUCAACAGCUUCAGCAAUAAUACAAGGAAAUGAAAAGUCAUUAAAUUAUUCAUCACAACCUCAUAAUUCUCGUGGUAAAAGGAGAACAGGAAACGAUUCGUUGAUGUUACCGCCACCGUUAAGUUCAACGCAAGUUAAUACGAAUGAUGAUUACAGUAAUGAAAAUAUUGCAUACAAAGUUGACAACUCAACCAAGGAAAACUGGUGUACUAAUCAGAAAGCAUCCUGUAUAAACAUUUGUCAAGAUUCAAACGCUGGGGGUGUUAUCGUUAAUGAAUGUAAUACUGAAACUCUCGCUUAUGAUUGUCAAUGCGAAGAUGGGACCAGGCCAAAUUCAACUC